Messenger RNA from Lepisosteus oculatus (spotted gar), 3401 nucleotides. The record is from RefSeq and is a predicted model, not a curated record. NCBI's taxonomy places the organism in Eukaryota, Metazoa, Chordata, Actinopteri, Semionotiformes, Lepisosteidae.
UCAGCUGACGAGAAGCCCCGCUUGCGCCCCAGGCUGUCUGCACCCGAGUUCGCAGCAGCAGCAGCAGGAGGAGGAGGAGAGAAGGCAAACAGCCCACAAUGAAAUUAGCUAAACGUCCUGGGCACGUCUGCGGCUGGUGAAUGGCGUCCCGAAGGAUGGAGCAGUCCGAGGAACAGGAGGCGCUGCUGGGGGCCGGGCGCGGGGGCGUGAACUCGCCGCCUCUGUCCGAGGCGGACAGCACCCGGGAGGGCUACCUCGAUCAGGUCCAGAAUGGGAACCUGUUCCUGGCCACCUUCGCCGCCGUGCUCGGGCCCCUCAGUUUCGGCUUCGUGCUGGGCUACAGCUCCCCCGCCAUCCCCAGCCUCAAGAGGGCCGGGGACCCCCGCCUGCAGCUGGACGACGAGGAGGCGUCCUGGUUCGGGUCCGUGGUCACUCUAGGGGCGGCGGCGGGGGGGGUGCUGGGCGGCUGGGUGGUGGAGAGGAUCGGGAGGAAGCUGAGCCUCAUGGUCUGCGCCGUCCCCUUCAUCCUCGGCUUCAACAUCAUCAUCUCCGCGCAGAACAUCUGGAUGCUGUACCUCGGACGGGUCCUGACCGGACUGGCCAGCGGGGUGACGUCCUUAGCAGUGCCUUUGUACAUCGCGGAGACGGCUCACGCCCGGGUGCGGGGCAUGCUGGGAUCCUGCGUUCAGCUCAUGGUGGUGACGGGCAUCAUGGGAGCGUACAUCGCAGGUCUGGUGCUGGAGUGGCGCUGGCUGGCGGUGGCGUGCUCGGUGCCGCCGGCGCUGAUGCUGGUGCUCAUGUGCUUCAUGCCCGAGACGCCGCGCUUCCUGCUGGCCCAGGGGAGGGAGUACGAGGCGCUGGCGGCCCUGCGCUUCCUGAGGGGGCCGGCCGUGCCGCACGAGUGGGAGUGCGUGCAGAUCGAGGCCGCGGCGCGGGAGCAGGGCGACAGCCUCAAGCUGGGAGACCUGAGGAGCCCUGCCAUCUACAAGCCCCUGCUCAUCGGGGUCCUGCUGAUGCUGUUCCAGCAGCUCACGGGGAUCAACGCCAUCAUGUUCUACGCCGAGACCAUUUUCGAAGAAGCAAACUUCCAGGCCAGCAGCGUCGCCACGGUGAUCGUGGCUGCCAUCCAGGUGGUCUUCACGGCCCUGGCGGCGCUCAUCAUGGACCGGGCCGGGAGGAAAGUCCUGCUCGUCCUCUCGGGGUUGGCCAUGGCGGUCAGCACGGCCGUGUUUGGGGCGUACUUCAAGAUCACCAGCGCCGCGCCCACCAACGGCUCCUCUCUGAGCGGGGUCCCCCUCCUGGCCGCCCAGAGCUCCGCGCUGCCCCCCUCUGAGGGCAGCCUGGCCUGGCUGGCCCUGGCCAGCAUGGGGCUCUUCAUCGCAGGUUUCGCCCUGGGCUGGGGCCCCAUCCCCUGGCUGGUGAUGUCGGAGAUCUUCCCGGCGAAAGCCCGGGGGCUGGCCAGCGGGGCCUGCGUGCUGACCAACUGGACCUCGGCCUUCCUGGUGACCAAGGAGUUCCACAACCUCAUGGAUCUGCUGACCAGCGCGGGGACAUUCUGGCUCUUCUCCGGGAUGUGCGUCCUCAACGUCCUCUUCACCGUCGCCCUCGUUCCCGAGACCAAGGGCAAGUCCCUGGAGCAGAUCGAAGCUCAGUUCCGGGGAGCUCACUGACACCGGCACGCUAACGCCCAUCUCCUGUCCCGGGAGCAGCAAUGAUAGAAACAACAUUCAGGACUGCUUUCGCAACUCGCCCUCAAUAGCAUCCUGUUCCUUUUUCUAGAAUAGCAAACUGAGGGAAUAACUAACCAGGUACUGUACCAGUUCUAGAAGUGCAGUUAACAUUAAUUUCUUUACUGACGCACAGAUUCUGAGGUACUGAGGGCGCAGAGGGGUGAGGAUACGGACUGCUACCCCUCUCUACUCUGGUGAAAUCGCUCUCCUCAGUGUAAAGUCCGUGUCCCGCAAGGGGACGAGACUGGAAUAUGAACCGGCAGUGUGAAGCGAUAACAGUUCUGGUAACAUCUGUAUUCUCGAUUGAUUCCCGGCCCUGCAGAGCAGUGGGAUAAAUGCUUCCAGAAUAAUAUCGAGCCGAGCAUGCAGACACACUACCGGCCCCCCAAAACCGCCAUCUCCUAAGCGGGAUAAAUGGUUUAUUCGUCGGGGCAGUGAUUGUUCCAUCUGACUUUACUGAUCUGUCCAUUUCUCUGAGCUGAGGGCUCACGGGGACGGAGGAGUGCACUCGUGUUCAGGCGACGCCACACAGGUGAUGAGAUGCUGAUAGAGCCUGGAUCUCACUAGACAGGGAGGCCGCUGUGGGUGGGGGGUGGGGGGGAUUAAAAUGACCAAAAAACACUGACAAAGUGGCUCUACAUGCUCAGUUCGGUUUCUGGGGAGACAACGGGGGAGGUGGGCACUUCCAGUGGCCUGGCUGAGCAAUCGGGCACCCAUUCUCGCAGGACUGAUGUGUUUACCUGCUGUACAGCUGACAGCCCCCGUAGGUCUAAAAUACGACCUGUGCCAGGAGGCGCUUUACACAAAGGGUGGUGGGAACAUGGAACAGCACAACCAGGAGCCAGUGAAGGGGCUCCUUUCUGAGACCCCCGGCUCAAUUAGCUACCAACGACCAAAUGGGAUCGACUGCCCAGUUGGCCUCCUCUCCUUUGUAACCUUUCUUCUUUUCCUGAGGCUUCAUGUUUCAAUUGAGACGAAUUGUUGCAGCGGGGACUCGAUCCGAACACUAAGGUACUUGGAACGGCAGCCCUGCGGAAGGAAAGCUGAAGGCGAGCUGAAAUACAGCUAGAGGGGAGUAGACGAGCUGGUCGUCAGGGCAGAUUUGCAGUUGAAGAGGUGAAUCACCAUAAGUGAUGGGCAGUUCCCGGACGCCGGCCUUCUCCUUGUUCAUGCAAAUUUGAAGGUCUUUCUUGUUUAAAAUAAGGGGAAAGGGUUCUCCUUUCAUCACACGCACACGUGCUGCUCCUACCCGCUCGCCCGUGGACCCAAGCUGCUGUUGAGGCCGGUGUCGUUUUUCCUGCUUGUGAAAAGGUGUUGGAAUUCAAUCUCAAGUGAGCUGGAGGGGUGGGGCAAGUCGCUGACCAUUUCCACCAAGUGAAAAAGGACGCAUUUUCUAAAAAGACCUACCAGUGCGUGCACAGAGCUGGCGAAGAACUUUGUUGUAAACUGAUCGCUACUGUACCAUUCAGACGGCAGCUGUCUGUGCAUUGAAAACGCUGACCUACUGUAUGUCCGCCACUGCCCGGGCUGGGCUGUUUCGUGUCCGGUGGCGUCCGUGUUUCUAAUUCUGUAGCCGUGUAGAGGGACUGGAAUCUACACUGAUGAGUCCCGGGCACUGGUGGAGCUGGAGAGAGAAAACUCGUAAUUAAAACGUGUUUGAAGUAAUCACGA